Hippoglossus stenolepis (Pacific halibut) is the source of this 1022-nucleotide messenger RNA. RefSeq names its product diphthamide biosynthesis 3 (gene dph3). Lineage: Eukaryota; Metazoa; Chordata; Actinopteri; Pleuronectiformes; Pleuronectidae. The coding region runs from base 65 to 322 and encodes 85 amino acids. The record is from RefSeq and is a predicted model, not a curated record. Gene Ontology annotation, molecular function: metal ion binding. The transcript has 3 exons. Gene Ontology annotation, biological process: protein histidyl modification to diphthamide.
CUUUAUUGAACGCACAGUGUUGCUGACGUCAUCAGAGCGCGGCCUGGCGUCACGCUGCGCGGACAUGUCGGUGUUUCACGAUGAAGUUGAGAUCGAAGAUUUUGAAUUUGACGCAGAAACGCAGAUGUUUUAUUUUCCGUGUCCGUGCGGAGACAGAUUCUGCAUCACUAAGGAAGACCUGGAGAACGGAGAGGAAGAGGCAACGUGUCCGAGCUGCUCGCUCAUCGUUAAAGUCAUCUACGAUAAGGAUUUGUUCAUGUCGGGAGAAAUAAUCGAAGCUCCGUCGUCGUCAGAGAUGAAACUGGAGCUGGCUCAGUCCUGACCCCCCCCCAAUUACCCAUCAGUCACUGCUCCUCGCUGGAGCACUUAGAAGAAACUGAAGAAAGUGCGACUGGAACAGACGAUCAGAGCUCACGUUGUUAUGAUCAGAGGAUUUUAAAUAUGUUUGUAACUAACAUGAUCAUUAUUUUAGUGGUUAAAACAGAAAAAAUGCUCUUAGCAAGUUUUUUAUUUAACUUUGACAUUAGCUGUUAACGUGGUUCAAGUGUAGCGUCAUAUUUCCACAGCAGCAGGAUGUGUUUACGUUACCAGGGUAACACGCGUAGGAAGUGAUGUCAUGAAAGCAGCAUCCUCACUUCCUGUGUAAACAUCAUCAGCAACAUUUCUCCAUCGUGGGACAAAAAGAUGUUUUUAUUCUAACAUCUUCGACCAUCGAGAGCGGAGCAGCUGCAUCACGGAUGUUUCCAUCACUGCUGCCAGACACGAUUUAUAACCAGCAUGCAUUGCGUUCAGUCAGCGCCGCAUCAAGUCGAACGCACCUAUUAUCUGGUUCUUCCUGUUGAUGCUGGUUCCCAUGGUUACAUACAUAUAUAUAUAAACACACAUAUUGUUACAUUGUUGGGGGUUCAGACUGAUGUGGGGGGGCCUUUGUCAUUAUUAAAUAGUUUUUUUUGACACAUGUAAACCGUAACCCCAUUAAUGACGUCACACAGCCAGGUGUACCACUGAUGAUGUCAGCUGUG